This is a messenger RNA of Haplochromis burtoni (Burton's mouthbrooder), 4254 nucleotides long. RefSeq names its product olfactomedin-like protein 2B. The record is from RefSeq and is a predicted model, not a curated record. Lineage: Eukaryota; Metazoa; Chordata; Actinopteri; Cichliformes; Cichlidae. Gene Ontology annotation, biological process: signal transduction.
CUAAACCGUUUUAUGGACUCGUUUUUACCCGCUCGCAAGGACAAUAAGCCUACUUUCUAGUGAAGUAAUUUACUGCACCAUUUGAUGCGUGGGUGUUUAUUCAUUCGUACUUGCUCCGCAAUUUUUGGCUACAACUACCUGAUAAAGACUAGUUUGUACACAGAGUGCUUCUUAUCCUUAGCUGCUGUGCAGAAAUGUGGCGCGGACUUUCACUGCUGAUUUUCUGCUGUGCUGUAAGAAGCCUGGCGGUGGACGGAAGCAUUCGGGAGAAGAUGCUGCUAGCUGAAACCGACGAGCUGAGGCCGAUUAAAGAUGCCAACUCCACAAGCAAAGCAGAGGGUAGUCACCAGUUCCCGGAGAAAGCCACUCAGGGGAGAGUUCCACAGUUCCAACCCACCGUCGAGCCUCUGGAGGACGAGCUGGAAAACCAAGAGAAUAUAAUAAGCCAGUUGCUGGGAGAUUAUGACAAAGUAAAAACAGUGUCUUCAGGGUCCGACUGUGUGUGUCGCUGUGUUGUUCGACCAAUCAAGCGAUCCGACUGCAGCCAUGUCCAUGAAAGUGACCUAAAAUCACCAUCUCAGGAUUUUUACACUGUAGAGACAAUUACCAAAGGAACAGACUGCAAGAAGUGUGUGUGCAUGGCUCCACCUUCCGCUGUCAAUCCCUGCGAGGGAGAGUACAGGUUUAAAAAACUACAGGAAGCGAGCAAAGAUGACAUCAAGCUGGCAACUAUCAUUGACUUGUUGGAAGUCUCUCUGUAUGGAAUGGACUUGUUAAAGCUCCAUUCUGUUACCACCAAGCUACUGACCAGGGUGGACAACAUAGAGAAGGCAUUCACACAAAAUUUGACUGAAAGAAUGAGAGAGAAAGAACGUGUAAAGGAAAGAGCGAGGGAAAAGGAUAAAGAAAAAAAGAUCCAGCCGAAAAAAAAGAAACUGAAUGAUGAGCGCUCAAGAGUUAAAAGUGGAGCAGCUCCCUACGCCCACAAGCAGAAGAAUUAUGACAGCCAGCUGAAGACAAACCACCAGCAAGAUGGUGUGGAGGAACAGAACCCAAUCAGGAAUCAGACAGAAACACGAAAGACGAUCAAAGAGAAGACAGAGCCAAAGCAGCAAAUGAAAGACAAAAACACUGUUGUCAUCAGGGGUGUGACCUUUUACAAGGCAGAGGAAGAGAGCUACAAGGAGGAUAAGAAAGGCAAAGCACAGAACACUUCUGUAACCACAAAAUCAUCAGUGGAUUUGCAGGUGUCUGAGCAGCUGCCACCUAACAGGCCUUCAAAAACUACCAUAAAGCCAGACCCCAAAGACAUACCUUUGACCAGUUCUUCACCAUCCCAUCCACCAACAGCUCCCCCAUCUACCAGCCAACAAACCAUAACUGCAACCCAACCAGUUCGCUCCUCCACAACAACUCCAAAGCCAACGGCAACUACCCAAAAAUCCUUAACUACCAGAACUGCUAUUCACCCCACUGCGCCUGUCAGCCAGUAUACCACUUCACCCUCAGACACCAAUAUCACUCCACCUAUUGGUGCAGCUCCCACCUCAGCGCCUCAUUCAAGAACCAAAAGCCGCCUCAGCUGGACAGAGAGCCCCGCUGACCAACCAAUGGUUACCAAAAAGCCAGGAGUGUGUAAGGACACAGUAGCCAGCAUCUCUGAACCGGUCCAGAAAAAUACUUAUGGCCUUAGUGAUGGAGCCUGGAUGAGAGAUGCUCGUGGUCAUGGGAACGUCAUCUACCUCACUAGUGGUCACUAUGGCAACAACCUACUGGAGUUCCGAGACAUGGACACCUUCAAAUUAGGUCAGACAAGUAAUUCAUACAAGCUACCUUACAGUUUCACUGGAACAGGCCAUGUUGUGUUUAAUGGAGCUUUCUACUAUAAUCGAGCCUUCAGCAGGGACGUUAUCAGAUAUGACCUGAGGCACAGAUAUGUGGCUGCGUGGACCACACUGCACGAUGCUUUACUGGAGGAGCAAAUUCACAAGACACAGACUGAAGUUGAGUUUGCGGUAGAUGAGUCCGGCCUGUGGCUGCUUUACCCUGCUUUGGACACAGAGGGCUUCCACCAGGAAGUUAUCCUGCUAAUCCACCUCCACCCUCGAGACCUUCAGCCAAUACAGACCUUUCGCACAGGUCUCAGAAGAGGUCGUUACGGUAACAGCUUCUUGGUAUGUGGUGUGCUUUAUGCAGUGGAUAGUAUGGAGCGUCGCUAUGCAAACGUGACCUACGCAUUUGACACUCACACGCUUACGCACACAGUGCCAAGCCUGGCAUUCACAAACAUGCAUGCACAUAACUCCCAGCUGGCUUAUUGUCCACUGGACAAGAAACUGUACUCAUGGGAUAAUGGUCAUCAGAUGAUGUAUGAUGUCAUUUUUGCUUAUUUAGAAUAAUGGGCAGAUGGUUAGAUGAAUAUUUGGCAAUUUAGUUUGUCCAGUGAGUCAAAACAAAGCCGAGGAUGGAAGAAAUACGAAAACUGAACAGAUAUUCCGUCUGUGUUUUGUUUCGAAAAGACUGUGGAUAAAUUAAACACUGUGUGGUCACUGGGUUGCUGCUCUGAUGUGCACGCACUUAAGUCAGUAACUGUCGGACACAGCACUUGCAGACAAGAAAAGCAGAAUUGUAUUGUAUCUUGGGUGACAUGAAGAAGAAGAUACUUUUUCCUGGCAGCAGUGUUUCAAACAAUCCAUACUAGUUCAAUUGUUUUCUUAUUUCACUGUCAUGAACUGUAACAUUUAACAUACUAAUUAGGACUUGUAGAUUCUGAGAUGUAGCUCUUUGGUUGCAAUUUCUCUGAGCACUGUAUGAUCUGACCUUAGGGGGAAUUGCUGGGAUGUUAACUCCUGGGACAAUUGGCAAAUGUCUUGAAUAUUUUCCACAUCAAUAAUCUUUCUCACCGUAGAGUGACUUCAUUUUGUUUGGAAAUGGUCUUAUAACCUUUUCCGGGCAAAAUGAUUUAUCAAAAGCAACAAUUGUUUUGGUUAUAGUGGAUGUGGAAACAGUAAGGGACUGUAAGUUGGGCAGAGGUUUAUAUUUACUCAUAAUGACCAUGAAUGUUAUGGUAAUUUGGGGCCUUUCAAGAUGUCUUUGAACUGCUCUUUUUACAGAGUGGAAUGAUUGUACAACAUACAUCUUUAAUGACUUAAAAGAGACAAAAAACAAGAAAUAGGUCAACAAGUUUAAAUUUAUUUUGAACUUUCUUUAAUCUACACAGAGUCAAAAUUACACAAAUCAGCCUCAAAUACAGCAAAUACAGUUUUUCAAAUUCUUUGCUUAAUAAAAGCAGAUUUGCAUAUGAUAUGCCCCAUGUAACCAGUAUAACCAGUGGGGGCUUUUUUUUCAGAUUUUGUAUUGAAGUAAUUGCCUGUUACUUUCUUUGUGAUAAAAUUUUUUAUUGUUUGUCCUUUUAAUGUAUUUCCCAUUGUUGAUAGAAGUGGUAAAAUAAUUUUUAACUUGUCUGGGUAUUUUUUUUUUACAACCAAAAUAGGACAAGGGCAAGAAUUUUGACUGCUUAACUAGGAGUUUGUACAUUUAUAAUAAAACGAUUCAAAUGUUUUUCAGUGUCAUUGACUUUUCUCCUUCUCUGUGUGCCUCUGUAUCCUGUUGUGGGCAUUAUUUGUGAGGUAUGAUUAAAUUUUCCUGGAAGCAGCAGAGCCACUGGAAGGAACACAGGAUGGAAAAUAAACCCUGGACCAGAUGCUGUUGAACUUCAAACUGGAAAUGCUCAGGACACACAUCAGACCUGCUACAUGUUAGAGAAACACACAUGGGUACAAACAGGGUGAUGCACUGCUCACUGCCGCUGUUUCAGCCAGCUCUUUAUCUCUGCUCUACAGUCUUACCAGCUGAAAAAAAGUAUGUGUGUGCACAGCAAAGUUGUAACAAGAAAGAAAUGAAAUUUAGAAAAAAAAAUUGUUUGAAAAACGUUAAAGAUAAGUGAAUGACAUUAAGUCCAAGCUGAUUUCAAAUGCAUAAAUUCUGAGCAGGAAUAUUCCACUAAAACUCAGUGGAACAUCAGUGGAGAUGACAUCAAAAGUUAUAUAACCAUCAUGUUGAUGUGGUGGUGGAGUGUGUGUGGUAAGUGACCACUGAGCAGGAUGCAGAAGAAAGACGCCCAUACACAUACACUACAGACUUGCCAAACUGAGUGAAUGCGUUAGUGUGUGUGUGUUCUGUACCACUUUGAAUGACUUGUUCUAAACGCCUGAAAGCAAGGAGACCACACAAAUAGACACACACUCACAGUAG